Messenger RNA from Salvelinus namaycush (lake trout), 3801 nucleotides. RefSeq names its product gephyrin-like. The record is from RefSeq and is a predicted model, not a curated record. Gene Ontology annotation, biological process: postsynaptic neurotransmitter receptor diffusion trapping; Mo-molybdopterin cofactor biosynthetic process; gamma-aminobutyric acid receptor clustering. Gene Ontology annotation, molecular function: molybdopterin molybdotransferase activity. Bases 26 to 1186 code for a protein of 386 amino acids. Gene Ontology annotation, cellular component: dendrite; postsynaptic specialization; cytosol. The transcript has 13 exons. NCBI's taxonomy places the organism in Eukaryota, Metazoa, Chordata, Actinopteri, Salmoniformes, Salmonidae.
UGAGAUCAUCAACUACAGAGAUGGGAUGGGUCGAGUCUUAGCUCAGGACGUCUAUGCCAAAGACAACCUGCCUCCGUUCCCUGCAUCAGUCAAAGAUGGCUACGCCGUGCGAGCGGCCGACGGUCCUGGAGAUCGCUUCAUCAUUGGGGAAUCACAGGCAGGACAGCAGCCGACCCACACAGUGAUGCCGGGCCAGGUGAUGAGGGUGACAACAGGGGCUCCUAUCCCCUGUGGGGCAGAUGCUGUGGUGCAGGUGGAGGACACAGAGCUGCUUCGAGAGUCUGACGACGGCACAGAAGAACUGGAGGUGCGGAUCUUGGUACAGGCACGCCCUGGACUAGACAUCAGGCCUAUAGGUCAUGAUAUAAAGCGUGGGGAAUGUGUCCUGUCCAAGGGUACCCACAUGGGCCCUUCUGAGAUUGGCCUGCUGGCCACCGUAGGAGUCACUGAGGUGGAGGUGCAGAAGUUCCCAGUGGUGGCUGUCAUGUCAACUGGCAACGAGCUGUUGAACCCAGAGGAUGACCUGCACCCAGGGAAGAUCAGGGACAGUAACAGGUCUACACUGCUGGCCACCAUUCAGGAACAUGGCUACCCUACCAUCAACCUGGGCAUCGUCGGAGACAACCCAGACGACCUCCUUAAUGCCCUGAACGAGGGGAUCAGCCGUGCUGACGUCAUCAUCACCUCAGGAGGUGUGUCCAUGGGAGAGAAGGACUAUCUGAAGCAGGUGCUUGACAUUGACCUCCACGCCCAGAUCCAUUUUGGACGGGUGUUUAUGAAGCCAGGUCUCCCCACCACGUUCGCCACUGUAGACAUUGACGGGGCACGGAAACUGAUAUUUGCCCUACCAGGUAACCCAGUGUCUGCGGUUGUCACCUGUAACCUCUUCGUCAUCCCUGCUCUAAGGAAGAUGCAGGGGAUCCUGGACCCUCGGCCCACCAUCAUCAAAGCCAGGCUUUCCUGUGAUGUAAAGUUGGACCCUCGUCCAGAGUACCACCGCUGCAUCCUGACAUGGCACCACCAGGAGCCUCUGCCAUGGGCACAGAGCACAGGAAAUCAGAUGAGUAGUCGACUGAUGAGCAUGAGAAGUGCCAACGGGCUGCUGAUGUUGCCUCCUAAAACAGAGCAAUAUGUGGAGCUGCAUAAAGGAGAGGUUGUGGACGUGAUGGUCAUAGGACGACUAUGAUGAUGUCAUCUUACGAGGACAGAUAGAUAGACAGGGAGAGAAAGUGGUGCAUGUCCACAUAUCAUAACUAUUCUGUAAUAUGCAAUGGCACAGCUAGUUUUUAUUGAUUUGGAUAAUAAAGUUCAUCAAGUAUAAUUAACCAACAUCUCGAACACAAAGUAAAUGAGUACAUACAUUGAUCAUGAAAUCUGAAUUUGAAAAGAUCAUUGUAUUUCAAAGAAAGACAAAAUGUUAUACCUUUUAAAAGUGAAAAAAUAAGAGAUUUAUUCUGUAAUAUAUUAUAUUAUUAUAAUUAUUAUUAUUAUAAUUAUGAAUAUUAUAUUGUCAUAUUAAGCAACUCUGUUUCUCUUUCAUCCUCGCAAUUGCUUUGUGUGUUCAACCCUAGACCUUAUAGAUAGAUAGCAGUAGCAUUUCAAUAACAAGCUGUAGGUGCUCAAAAAAAUACAAAUACUAUUUUCUUAUCUCACAAAAAAAAGAUAGAAAAUACAUAUCUUCUUUUUGAACAAUGAAAACCCUUUUGAGAUGAUGUCAGAAGUCCCUCUUGGGGUAUGUCCUGAUUCUUCACCCUUCUCCUGAAGUGUACACUUGCACACUCCCCGUCAUUUUUAAAGGCAUUGGAUUGGUGAAGGUAGGCAUUGACUGGAGGGAGUUCCCACCAUUACUAGAUCCAUGCAAGAAAGUAUGCAGGAAUAGAGUGAAGAAUCAGGAUGUAGCCUUGGUGCUCUGGCUUAUUAGGAGUGUUUUCAGGGUCCUGAGGGUGCCUCUAGCUAUCUGUCCCUUCCCUUUAGUAUUCUUCUCUUCUAUGCCUCAUUAUAUGGGCUUUAUAAUGCCUCAUAAUGGCUUCACACACAGCUUUGCUUGUUGUUUUUCUUGUGAGUCGUGUUUGUGUGCAGUUGCCAAAAGUGGUGGGUAUCUUGGGCCAAAAGUCAUAGGGUCACCAUGAUGAGACCUGGGCCUGUAUUCAUAAAGUGGCUCGGAGUAGUGAUCUAGGACCAGGUCCCCCCGUCUAUAUAGUCUUAUUCAUUAUGAUAAACUGAUCCUAGAUCAGCACUCAUACUCCUUUAUGAAUACAGGCCUUGAAGGCGGAUAAAGGCAGCGAGUGGCCUGCCAGUGCCCACUAGGCUGACUGUUUCCCCCUAGCAGCCCCCCAGCUGCCCCCCAGGCCCACUAGCUGCCCCCCAGUCCCACUACUGUAGCUUCCCCUCCAGGCCCACAAGCUGCCCCUGAGUCCCCCUAGCUUCCCCCCAGGCACCCUAGCUGCCCCCUAGCUACCCACCAGGCCCACUAACUUCCUUCCAGGCUGACCGUUCCCCCUAGCUGCCCCCUAGCUACCCGCCAGGCCCACUAACUUCCUUCCAGGCUGACCGUUCCCCCUAGCUGCCCCCUAGCUACCCGCCAGGCCCACUAACUUCCUUCCAGGCUGACCGUUCCCCCUAGCUGCCCCCUAGCUACCCGCCAGGCCCACUAACCUCCUUCCAGGCUGACCGUUCCCCCUAGCUGCCCCCUAGCUACCCGCCAGGCCCACUAACCUCCUUCCAGGCUGACCGUUCCCCCUAGCUGCCCCCUAGCUACCCGCCAGGCCCACUAACCUCCUUCCAGGCUGACCGUUCCCCCUAGCUACCCGCCAGGCCCACUAACCUCCUUCCAGGCUGACCGUUCCCCCUAGCUGCCCCCUAGCUACCCGCCAGGCCCACUAACCUCCUUCCAGGCUGACCGUUCCCCCUAGCUGCCCCCUAGCUACCCGCCAGGCCCACUAACCUCCUUCCAGGCUGACCGUUCCCCCUAGCUGCCCCCUAGCUACCCGCCAGGCCCACUAACCUCCUUCCAGGCUGACCGUUCCCCCUAGCUGCCCCCUAGCUACCCGCCAGGCCCACUAACCUCCUUCCAGGCUGACCGUUCCCCCUAGCUGCCCCCUAGCUACCCGCCAGGCCCACUAACCUCCUUCCAGGCUGACCGUUCCCCCUAGCUGCCCCCUAGCUAUCCGCCAGGCCCACUAACCUCCUUCCAGGCUGACCGUUCCCCCUAGCUGCCCCCUAGCUACCCGCCAGGCCCACUAACCUCCUUCCAGGCUGACCGUUCCCCCUAGCUGCUCCCUAGCUACCCGCCAGGCCCACUAACUUCCUUCCAGGCUGACCGUUCCCCCUAGCUGCCCGCCAGGCCCACUAGCUUCGUCAUAGUCUGACCUGGUACUGAAGUCCCACCCAGAGACGUGUAUUCUUUCACAUAUCUAAAUAUGUGCCUCUGGUCCCACCCUGUCCCCUGCCCUUCUACUUUACCAACACGGCCUGUCUCCCCCCACCCUCACCCCUACAGGACUGCUCACCUCACACAUACUAGUACAGAUAUGUGAGGGAACUGGAGGAGGGAGGAAACUUUGUCUUUUAUGUGUUUAAUUUCAGAAGGAAGAAACAGCUUAUUUAAAGUGCUGACUGCCUUUUAACAACUAUUCAAACAAUGUACAGAAAAAUACAUGAAUACAAAAGAGUGAUAUUGUACAGAUUAUGGUGACCAGCAAUCCUGACUAAAUUAAUGAAGCAAUGGGGAGAUAUUGAACUCUGUACUAUAAACGUUUUCUGUAAUAUUGAUGAAACUAAUGAAAAAUUAAAAAUCCUUGA